Messenger RNA from Musa acuminata AAA Group (dessert banana), 2553 nucleotides. RefSeq lists its product as uncharacterized. Bases 317 to 2395 code for a protein of 692 amino acids. Lineage: Eukaryota; Viridiplantae; Streptophyta; Magnoliopsida; Zingiberales; Musaceae. The transcript is spliced from 6 exons. The record is from RefSeq and is a predicted model, not a curated record.
UCAUCAUCUUUAACUACGCUCUUCUGAAGCCGUUGCUGAGAGUUCGCACGACACCAACGAUGGCGGCGACCACCGUGUGAGAUUUCUCUUGGCCUUGUGCACAAGACACCGCCAAGGGUGGUGGCGACGAAGAACAAGGAGUUCGACGAAGGAGAGGAUGAGGACCGCCAAUUCCAGUCGGAGCGAUCUCUAAACCAUCACCAACAGCAGUGGAGGAGACAGAAGCCGGAGCAACGGAUCGAAGGAAAAGGAUACUUUGAAUGGGACUCUAGGCUAUACCUGGUUGUAGGUGGAUCUGUUUUCUCCGAUACACAUCAUGGGUGACUCGACAGCAAUGACCAUCGAGUUCCUUCGUGCUAGAUUGCUUUCCGAGAGAACUGUUUCUAAAGCUGCAAAGGAGAGAUCUGAGCAGUUGGCUACAAGGGUCAUGGAGUUAGAGGAGCAGCUUAGGAUCGUGAGUAUCCAAAGGAGAAAAGCAGAACAGGCAGCAACGGAGGCCAUCUCUAUUCUAGAAAUUAAUGGGAGCAACAAUCUAUCCGAGGCAGUUGAUUCUAGCUCUGAGAAAGAUGGAAGUCCUAGUGAUGGGAAAGAAUGUGAUGAAGCUUUUAAAGAAGAUGAAGCCUCGACAGCCUCGAAAGGGGAGAGGCUUGAAGUUGAGGAUGCACAAUCAAUUUCUGAGCAUGAAGUUUCUCCCUCCCAAGUUGGGAGCUUAUCAUGGAAAAGCCGUAGUAGCAGCCCAGAUUUCACUCGAAAGCUAAAAGGCAAACAAUUUAGGUCAAAGCAGAGACGAAUCAGUUUGAGGUCGUCUGUUGAAACUUCCCCAAAGUAUAAUUUGGGAAAGUCAUGCCGCAAGAUAAAACGAAAGGAAAUGAGAUCAACCGCUGAGGAUAAGGGUGAUUAUCAUCACAUUCUUGACGAUCACAAACCUGAAUUAUCUGGGAAUGUUUCAGAAAGUCAGUCAUCUUUUGUAGAUGUUCAAGAGAAAGAAGCUGAUGGUAGUCAUUAUGCAAUUGGGAAUGGGAGAGAUGAAGAGAUGGAGAGAGUUUUAAAGGAGCAAGCCCAGCUCAUUGGUCAGUAUGAAGCAGAAGAAAAAGCUCAAAGAGAAUGGGAACAGAAAUACAAUGAGAAUAAAAACUCAAACACGGAACACUUUGAACCUGGGAAGCAGUGUCAUGCAGCUGAAAUUAAUAUGAAAUCCCAGAAAGAGUCAUCUGCAUUUUUUGACAGAAUAGCAUAUGAAUAUGAAGAGGCAAAAUCAAGUAUUUGUGCUUUCUCCAGGACCGACAUACCUGGAUGUCUAUCUGAUGAUCCUCUGCUUAAAUUAUCAGAUGGCGCAGAUCAACGAACUGCUGAUGGAGACAAAGAUGUAAAUAUCAUUGAAUUCUCCAAUGCCAUCGUGCCAACUGAUCUACCUGUAUGUGGGAUUGGAAGUGAUUCUCAAGCUUGUGUUGAUGGCAAUCAUGUGGCAGAAAACAACACUGAAGGUCUUGUUGUGGUUGCACUUCCCACAAAAGUAAGCACCAUUUCAACUCCACUUGGGAAAGUCAAUCAAAACUCUGACAGCGGGUCUAGUAGCAAUAUCAAUUUACAUGCACAUAGCCAUAUUAAUUCACCAUCAAUUGGAAGCCCUUCAACUGCUGAUCCCGUGAGAGAGAGACCUAAAUGGGAAUCAUCAGCAACUCAUGAUCUGUCCUACAUGAAACAAUCUCCAUCAGCUGCCACCAGCUUGGGGGGUGUUCUCGAAGCUCUCCAGCAUGCCAAGAACUCCUUGAGACAAGAGCUCCAUAAGUUGCCUUUGCCAGAUCCAGCCAUCAAGGCUUUACCAGCACCGAGUAACUACCAUGUUAGGGCUGUUGUAUCUGAUGAAUCUUCCAAAGUUCCUGUUUGUUCUGUUGGCCUGUUCAGAAUACCAACCGACCAUUCUCAUCAGUCACAAAAUUCAGAGCAUGAAUUCCAUGGUUCAGGAUUAAGUUUGGCAGCUGGCCAUCCUCAUCUUGGAUACGCCAUCACUACAAGUGAUCGUCGUGGUUCAAUUAUUCCAUAUGUGUCCAAGGAAUCCAUGGGUGCAUUGAAAUUCAGUAAUUACCUUCCAGGAAAGCAGCAUUUCAACACUUACUCCCCGGGAAUAGGAAUUCCUGCUUUCGACAGGUGUUCCCUGCCUUCAGAUUUAAGAACAUCCUUUCCAAGCAGAUCUGGAAGCUCCACACAUAACCAGUAUUUCGAUUCCCGUUUAGGUACCCAAGAGCCUCCUUUGAGUACAUAUUCCUUUGCAUACUCAGGCUUGGCAACAGAUCAAAUGCUCGUUCAUGAUGGACUUCCAAAACCUUAUACUUACAAGAGAAAUCGAACGCCUUCAUAUGGCGGUGAUGGUUAUGGUAAAUGGGACUCGAUCUGAUAUGCAGAUUUUGUAGCACUUGCUGUAGCACGUAAGUACUGUGAACUUACUCUUCCUGCAUGUAUUCCAUUGCUUUGCAUGACAUUUGAAGUUACUAGUUUCAGAUUGUAGAUGGUUCUACCUUUUUAUAUCUAGGAGAUGUUCUCUUUUGCUGUGUC